This is a messenger RNA of Pteronotus mesoamericanus, 2907 nucleotides long. RefSeq names its product component of oligomeric golgi complex 2 (gene COG2). Gene Ontology annotation, biological process: protein transport; intra-Golgi vesicle-mediated transport; Golgi organization. The record is from RefSeq and is a predicted model, not a curated record. Bases 139 to 2358 code for a protein of 739 amino acids. NCBI's taxonomy places the organism in Eukaryota, Metazoa, Chordata, Mammalia, Chiroptera, Mormoopidae. Gene Ontology annotation, cellular component: membrane; COG complex. The transcript has 18 exons.
GGCGCUGCCAUGUUGGCGGAAGCGGUGCCUCCUGUGCUGUGGAAAUUGGUCGUGGCUGCGGCCGCCGCGUCGGUGGGCGCAGUCCGCUGCUUCUUCACCUCGCGGGUGUCUCGGCGCUGAGAGGCAGCGGCCGGUGGGAUGGAGCAAAGUAGGAUGAACCUGCCCAAGGGGCCGGACACGCUCUGCUUCGACAAGGACGAGUUCAUGAAGGAAGACUUCGACGUCGAUCAUUUUGUUUCUGACUGUCGGAAGCGCGUGCAGCUGGAGGAGCUGAGAGACGACCUGGAGCUCUACUACAAGCUUCUGAAGACGGCCAUGGUGGAACUCAUCAACAAGGAUUACGCAGAUUUUGUCAACCUCUCCACAAACUUGGUUGGCAUGGACAAAGCCCUCAACCAGCUCUCUGUGCCUUUGGGACAACUACGAGAAGAAGUUCUAAGUCUCAGGUCCUCCAUCAGUGAAGGAAUCCGGGCAGUAGAUGAACGAAUGUCUAAGCAAGAGGACAUUAGGGAGAAAAAGAUGUGUGUGUUGAGACUUAUACAAGUUAUUCGAUCAGUUGAGAAAAUUGAAAAGAUCUUAAAUUCUCAAAGUUCUAAAGAAACAUCUGCACUGGAAGAACACAGCCCACUUCUGACAGGACAGAUGUUGGAGAGAAUUGCUACAGAGUUCAACCAGUUGCAGUUUGACGCCGUCCAGAGCAGAGGCAUGCCUCUUCUGGACCAAGUAAGGCCACGGAUAGCCGGCAUUACAGCCAUGUUACAGCAGUCGCUGGAAGGGCUCCUGUUGGAGGGCCUGCAGACUUCUGACGUCGAUAUCAUACGGCACUGCCUGCGGACGUACGCCACGAUCGACAAGACCCGGGACGCGGAGGCCUUAGUGGGUCAAGUACUGGUGAAACCAUACAUGGACCAGGUGAUUACAGAGCAGGUUGUUGAGUCUCAUCCCAAUGGCCUUCAGGUCAUGUAUAAUAAACUCCUGGAGUUCGUCCCUCACCACUGCCGUCUUCUGCGAGAAGUCACCGGCGGAGCCAUCUCAAGUGAAAAAGGCAAUACUGUUCCUGGAUAUGAUUUUUUGGUGAAUUCGGUCUGGCCAGAAAUAGUACGAGGAUUAGAAGAGAACUUGCCCUCACUUUUUAAUCCUGGGGAUCCUGAUGCAUUUCAUGAGAAAUAUACCAUAAGUAUGGAUUUUGUAAGAGCAUUUGAGCGGCAGUGUGGAUCACAGGCCAGUGUAAAACGACUGAGAGCACAUCCUGCCUAUCACAGCUUCAAUAACAAGUGGAACUUGCCUGUGUAUUUUCAGAUAAGAUUUAGAGAAAUAGCGGGGUCCUUAGAAGCAGCACUUACAGAUGUACUGGAAGAUGCUCCAGCUGGAAGUUCCUACUGCCUGUUGGCUUCGCACAGAACGUGGAGCAGCCUUCAGAGGUGUUGGUCCGAACAGCUGUUCCUGCCGCUGCUGGCGCACCGCCUGUGGAGGCUCACACUGCAGGUCUUGGCGCGCUAUUCCGUGUUCGUCAACGAGCUUUUACUCAGGCCCAUCUCCAAUGAAAGCGCCAAGGAUAUUAAAAAACCUUUGGUAACUGGUAGCAAAGACCCUUCCGCCGCCCAAGGAAACACUGAAGACCAAGGAGGUGGCCCUCCCGAGACGAAGCCCGUGGCUUCCAUUUCCAGCACCCAGCUGGUGUAUGUCGUCGCCGACCUGGACAGGCUUCAGGAGCAGCUUCCAGAGCUCUUGGAAACAAUCAAGCCAAAACUUGAAAUGCUUGGCUUUAAGAAUUUUUCUUCUCUCUCAGCCGCCCUGGAGGACGCCCAGCGGCCGCUCGCGGCCUGCGUGCCUGCCCUCGGUGCCCGCGUCGUCCAGGACCUGAGCGAGGCCUGCGUCAGUCACCUGAAGGGCGCGCUGGAGGUCCCCCGGCUCUACAGGAGGACCAACAAGGAGGUGCCCACGACAGCUUCCUCUUACGUGGACAGCGCUCUGAGACCGUUCCACCAGCUUCAGAGUGGGCACAAGGAUAAGCUGAAACACGCGAUCAUUCAGCAGUGGUUACAAGGCGCUCUCUCGGAGAGCACUCACAAGUACUAUGAGACCGUGUCUGACGUCCUGCAUUCUGUGAAGAAGAUGGAGGAGAGCCUGAAAAGGCUAAAACAAGCCCGAAAAACCAACCCCACCCACCCCGGUGGGUCCAGCCCCGGCGGAAUGAGUGACGACGACAAAAUCAGGCUGCAGCUGGCCUUGGACGUUGAGUACCUCGGGGAGCAGAUACAAAAGAUGGGCCUGCAGACAAGGGACAUAAAAAGCUUCGCGGCGCUCGCGGAGCUCGUGGCCGCCGCCAAGGACCCGGCAACAGCAGAGCAGCCGUAGGCAUCCGGGGCGCCCGUGGGGAGCGCAGAAGAAAGCGGCUCUGUUCUCUCCGCAGCCCCGCACCCCCGGAGUGGACAGAAUGUUCCCGCCAGCCCACCGGCCACGCGCCAGCACAGCACGCCCCGCACAUUUGGGUCUUCUUUCACCCGAGAAGAACACAAAAGCCUUUUUCCGUUGUAUGGAAGAUAGUUUUUAAGACGUUUGAAACUUUCUACUAUAGUUUACAGAGCAAAUUAUUUUAUUUUUAUUGUAAAUCUUAGUGAGGAAGAGCCGAUUUCUAAAAUAUGAUUAAAGUAAAUAUAUACACACAAGUACAGAAAGCGUUCUCCCUGGCCCGCAACAGAAGUGGCCUCCUGCCCCGAGGGGCCGCCCUGAGGCAGCACCCCCUCCAAGGCCACGUGGAUGGACUCCCCGAGAGGCUGCAAGGUGCCGGCUCCCGCCCUCCCGCCAGCUGUUCAAGAACAGCACUCCGAGCGUGCUCUUCGCCCAGCCCUCUACCGGAGCUGGGACCAGGCGGGGGGAUCUAUUUUCUAAAUAAAAGAAGUGUCU